CGCGGGGCGGCGCAGAGCGUUCUCGGCGCGCAGCAGAGCGGACUGGUGCUGGGGUCGCGGGGCGCGCUGUGCUGGCCGGGGCCGGGAGCGGGGCCGAGCGGGAGCGGAGUCGGGCGUCGGGCCCGGGAAGCCGGGACCGGGCGGGGAGCAACCAUGGCGUCGCGGAGGGUCGGGGCCCGCGCCGCUGCGGGCGGCCUGGGCGCCGAGUAGCCGGGCCGGGCCGGAGCGCGGGCGGCGGCGGAGGCAGCUGCGCCCGCGCCUCCUGCCCUCCCAGGCCCCGCGCCCCGCGCCCGGGCCCCGGCGAUGGUGACACAUGCGGCGGCGGCGCGCCGGCGGCAGGACCAUGGUUGAGCGCGCCAGCAAGUUCGUGCUGGUGGUGGCGGGCUCGGUGUGCUUCAUGCUCAUCUUGUACCAGUACGCGGGCCCGGGACUGAGCCUGGGCGCGCCUGGCGGCCGCGCGCCGCCCGACGACCUGGACCUGUUCCCCACGCCCGACCCCCAUUACGAAAAGAAGUACUACUUCCCGGUCCGCGAGCUGGAGCGCUCGCUGCGCUUCGACAUGAAGGGCGACGACGUGAUCGUCUUCCUGCACAUCCAGAAGACGGGUGGCACCACCUUCGGCCGCCACCUCGUGCAGAACGUACGCCUCGAGGUGCCGUGCGACUGCCGGCCCGGCCAGAAGAAGUGCACCUGCUACCGGCCCAACCGCCGCGAGACUUGGCUCUUCUCCCGCUUCUCCACCGGCUGGAGCUGCGGGCUGCACGCCGACUGGACCGAGCUCACCAACUGCGUGCCCGGCGUGCUGGACCGCCGCGACUCCGCCGCGCUGCGCACGCCCAGGAAGUUCUACUACAUCACCCUGCUACGAGACCCCGUGUCCCGCUACCUAAGCGAGUGGCGGCAUGUGCAGAGGGGUGCCACGUGGAAGACGUCGUUGCACAUGUGUGACGGGCGCACACCCACGCCCGAGGAGCUGCCGCCCUGCUACGAGGGCACGGACUGGUCCGGCUGCACGCUGCAGGAGUUCAUGGACUGCCCGUACAACCUGGCCAACAACCGCCAGGUGCGCAUGCUGGCCGACCUGAGCCUGGUGGGCUGCUACAACCUGUCCUUCAUCCCCGAGGGCAAGCGGGCCCAGCUGCUGCUCGAGAGCGCCAAGAAGAACCUGCGGGGCAUGGCCUUCUUCGGCCUGACCGAGUUCCAGCGCAAGACGCAGUACCUGUUCGAGCGGACGUUCAACCUCAAGUUCAUCCGGCCCUUCAUGCAGUACAACAGCACGCGGGCAGGCGGCGUGGAGGUGGACGAGGACACCAUCCGGCGCAUCGAGGAGCUCAACGACCUGGACAUGCAGCUGUAUGACUACGCCAAGGACCUCUUCCAGCAGCGCUACCAGUACAAGCGGCAGCUGGAGCGCAGGGAGCAGCGCCUGAGGAGCCGCGAGGAGCGCCUCCUGCACCGGGCCAAGGAGGCGCUGCCGCGGGAGGACGCCGACGAGCCGGGCCGCGUGCCCACUGAGGACUACAUGAGCCACAUCAUUGAGAAGUGGUAGUGGCGGUGGUGGCCACGGGGAGGCCUCUUGAGGGGUGUGGGGGAUAAAACAGGACAGACGACAGGUCCACCCAAGACUGUCACACGGGAUGAGCAUCCCAAACCUGUUCCACAGAGGUAGCUGCGUCCUGAAAAUAAACAGAGCAGGGAUGUAGUGGGGCUGGGCGGGGAUGGGGGCUUGAGGAAUCAACAGGUGCAGCCCAGUGGGUCAGAGGAAAGCGUGCUCAAAGGAUGCCAUGGUCAGGGCAGGGCCUCCAGAGCAGGUGUUGUGCCUGCUCUCCUGGCCUCCUUGGAUUUAUCACAAAAACUGAAGGUUUGCACAAGAGACGAGGACAGCGGGAAAGUGGACCUGCCAGGUCGGGAGUGUGUCCCUCACCAACUAUGCACACAGCACUCGCUCUUAGCUCCUCUGUCCGGGCUACUAGGAGUGAGACCCGCUUCUGGCAACUGCCCCAGCUCCAGGCCAUCCCGUAGCCCCUCCCCUUCUGGCUGCCCCCAAUGCCCCAAGGUCUGGGGAGCCCCCAGCUCACCCAUCUGUAGCUCCCUCAAGGUCAGGGCCCACCCCAUCUGAGGCAGAGAAGACUCGAGUCCAGCCCCCAGGAAGCCUGCUCCCCUCUCUGGCCCAUGGUCCUGCUUCAUGCUUUGGGUCAGGAGGCCAAAGCUGAUGUUCAGGACCCACCCACUCCCUACAGUCCUCAGACCAAGGAGGGGUUUGGGUAGUGGGCCCGAGCUGCAUUGCCAGCCUUCCGUGGGCUGACUGGCAGCCCGGGAGUGGGGAGGCUUUGGCCAGGGAUGCUGCCACUUGUGCGUGAGUCCCCGGCUGGCCUUUGGAGCUGACCAUCCAGGCAGGCCUGGCUCAGACUGGAAGGGCUGGGGACCGAGCGCUCCCCUGCCUCUGUUCUCCUUUCUGACCCACUGGGAUUUGCUAGCAGGCUGCCCCAGCCCCAUCACCGAGACACGUACUCAAAUACCACUGCUCCCACCAGUGUGCGGAUUAAGUUCAUCAGGCUUCCAUCGGCUGGAGCAUGGGACCAUAGCCCCCGCCCAGGAGCCGUACCCUCGGACCACAGUUGGCUCUGGAUGGCCAGGAACGGGGACUCGAGCUUUCAGAUUCUCAACUAGCCUUGGCAAAACAGCUGUAGGUGGCCUCCCUGACAACAGACACUCAGCCCUCCCCACCCUGGCUCUCCUUGCAUUUCCCUGUGCUCCCCACCCCCUUGCAAAAGGCUGGCCAUGCUCUGUUCCUAGCAGCCCCGCAGGUUUCCCCACUGGCUGCAAUGGCCUUACUAAAAGCCAUGUUGCAUAUCCGUUGUAAGCACGUGCCCCGUGCCCUGUCCCCAUUCCUUAUGCCCUAGGAGGCCAAGCUGGUGUCUCUAGGAGGGCCCGCAUAGGCAUCCUGGAUCCCCCAGAGAGCAGAUUGGUGUGCUCAGGCCGCAGGCUGACUCAGAGGCAGGGCAGUGGGCUCUGCAGGCCGCCUGGCUGAGGUUGGUGGGGGUCCUCUCUCCUGCCCCAGCUUCCACUCAGCCACCACAGUUGCCCCACCAUGGGGUGGAGACAUGGGUCACCACGGGCUUGGGAGCAAGCGCCUUCUGCAGCACAGGAAGGCAAAGCUGGGGUCAGAUGAGGUUGCUACCCCUGGAGGUCUGGCAUAAGGGCCCCACCCUCAGGCCUCCUACACUGGCCCCAUUUUACUUUGGGGUCGAAGGACAGGAUGGUCAACAGGGCAGGGUGGACAGUGUGCCAGCGUCGCGCAGGGCCACCUCCCUGGGUGGAUGCAUCACACUAAGGAAGCAAGUGCCAAGGGGAUCUAGUGCUGUGGUUCUUUCAAAGGGAGGUCAGGGUCAAUGGGAAUCUGCUCGGACACUCAACAUUGGAGUGGAUGCACUCCUUGGAGGAGGAGGAACGUGUUAAGGGGAUCGUGAGGUCUUGCACAAGCCACGUGGGGCACCUUGGCCUCCCGGCAGGAGGUGGACACCCAGCCAGAGGCCUGGCUCGAGGUGGCCUCACCUUCACCAUGGGCUUCCUGGGUGCGCGGGCCCGAGCGCAGGUUGUUUUGUACAUAUUGGAAUAUGUGUUAACUUAUGCCCCGCAUCCCGACUCACACGGAAGCACGGGUCUUGUCUCGGUCUCUUCACUGCAUUUGGAAAGCAGUCUCCUCUCGGGCCAGCGCCGGGCUGAGGUGUUCAGAGGCGGCGGCAGCUGGCAGUGCCCUCAGACCCUGAGUGUCCAGCCUGGCACUUCCCAUUCAGGCCACCUGCUUUGUGUCAAUGGUUCCUUUGCCAGCAGCAUCUCCUAAAUUGUAAGGACUCUGUCCACUCAGGGCCCUCCCAGGGCUGCAAGGAUGGAAGCAGGCAGGCAGUGGAGCUAACAGCUUAGUCACCAGGACCCCCAGACCUGCAAACGUCCCCUCCUGGAGGGGGAAGGCAGGAACAGCAGAACUGCCCACAAAACAAGGCUGUGAACUUUUCGGGAACUGGAACUGUUUAACUUGAACCCAGGAUCGUUUAAAGCUUUAUUUAUUUAUAGCUUCUUCUUAAAAAAAAGUGUUGAAGAAAUUUUUUGGUUAUUCAUACAAAAAAAAAUGAGUUGAUGAUGGAAAAGCAAGUCAUAAUCAUCUAAUUGUUUUUGUCUAGGUCGAGAAUGAAUGUUAGCCGAUGAAAUAAACCCUGACAAGGAG
Pongo pygmaeus (Bornean orangutan) is the source of this 4225-nucleotide messenger RNA. RefSeq names its product heparan sulfate 6-O-sulfotransferase 1 (gene HS6ST1). The record is from RefSeq and is a predicted model, not a curated record. Gene Ontology annotation, molecular function: heparan sulfate 6-sulfotransferase activity. Gene Ontology annotation, cellular component: membrane. The transcript is spliced from 2 exons. The coding region runs from base 314 to 1549 and encodes 411 amino acids. NCBI's taxonomy places the organism in Eukaryota, Metazoa, Chordata, Mammalia, Primates, Hominidae.